CUGCAAUUUUAUUGCAUAUCAGAAAAGGCUUUUACAUCAUGAUUCAUGGAAAAGAGUUUGCUCAAUACAACAAGGAUUCUCUUCAACCCAAGUAAUAUAGUCAUCAAUACAAGAUGCAUGUUUAAUUUGGCUAAUAAGUGUGCAGGUUUGUUCCCCUGUCGUUCGACAUGAGAGAAUUCAACCCUUCUGAAGUCCUUGGCCAUCUCCAACACUCCCAAUACAACUGAUUCCACUGAUGCUGGAGGGAGUGACUUCUCACAUAGGGCAUUCUAAACAAUAAUGGAGUCCCCUUCAAGUACUACAUCCUGAACACCAAUGUCCUUGGCAAAGAGCAGAUCACCCUAACCCAAACCCUUAAUCCACGUCACAGAGCAAUUAAUAACCUUUCUCAUUGAUUUCUGGCAUUGUGGUUCCUUUCUCUUCUCAAGACAUAUGUCGUACUCUACCACCACAAUGGCUGACCACCACCACCACCACCGCUACCACAACAAUAAAGAUGAGGAAAAAUCUGUUGAUUAUAAGAAGGAAGAGAAGCACCACAAGCAUCUCGAGCAGCUAGGCGAGCUUGGUGCUGUUGUUGCUGAAGCUUAUGCCUUGCAUGAAAAGCAUCAGGCGAAGAAAGAGCCAGAGCAUGCCCACAAGCACAAGAUAGAAGAGGAGAUUGCAGCAGCAGUUGCAGUAGGAGCCGGUGGCUAUGCGUUCCAUGAGCAUCAUGAGAAGAAAGAAGAAGAAAAGGCUCAUGGAAAGAAGCACCACCAUCUCUUUUAAGAGUAUAAAAUAUUUGUAUGUGUUUUGUUGUAUUCAGAAUAUUUGAGACAUGUUAAUCAUCAGUAAGCGACUACCCCAAAUAAUAUUUUUAGGAAUGAGUAAUGAGUUUAUGAAUCUCUUCUAGAUGGGGUAUAUCCUUGUCAAAUUAGGUUUUAUCUAGAACUCUUGCUUUGUGCAAUGUUACAGUGUCAACUAUAUUUGAGUUUCUCUUCUCUGUAAUCUUCUAUGAAGUUUUUGAAGUUCUCCCUUUUCACAUAAAUUUUGCAUAUAUUUGUUGUUCCUAAGAACAAUAAUCGAUAAAUAAAUAAUCUUCUAACAAACAUUUGAAUAAUAACAUUUCACAAGUAUUGGAUUUUCCAUAAAAUUAGAGAACAGUUGAGAGAUAUUAUCUCAACGAUGCUUUAACAUAAUUUCAUAACAUGAGAAGCAAAUUACCGCUAAUUCAUGAAUGUUUUUAGAUGGCGAGUUAAGGCGUGAAUCAUGUCACUAUCUUGAAAUGAUACAUACUGUCUACGGGAUUUCCAGUGUAGUAAACUAAAACAUUGUGGUGCUGCUCCCAGAAUACAACAGCCACCUUAUUGAUUAUCCUUACAAGCCUACACCACUUGUAGUAUAGGAAGCUCUUAAUAGUACUUUUCUUUUUCCCAGAAAUAUAGUAUAUAUAAGGAUAUAUUAUUUUUCUUGAAAUUAGAAUUUUGACUCAUCAAAUAUGUAGGGAGUUUUCUUUUACAUGAAAAUUUAUUUUAUCAUCUCAAAUCUAGACACGUUGGUUGCAAAGUGAGAAAGCUAGAGAGAAAUAUGAUAUCUCUAUAUAACUAUCAGGUUGACCACCACCAAAAUACAUUUAUACUAGUUGUUCACCUGUGCAAUGCACGGAAAAACUAUUGAGUAUGCAUUAUUAUUUAAUCUUUUGUGAAUGAACAUUAAAUGAGCACAGAUUUUAGCAAAUUUUUCUAAGAUGUAUAUGAAUGUUUUGCAAACAUAACUUUUUAAAGAAGAUUUAAACAAUUUUUUUUUUCUUUUUCUUGUUUGAUUGCACAUUAGGAUUGCAAUCUACAAACCCUUGCGAUGCAUGAAAAAGUAAUUUAUAAAAUCAAGGGAUAAUUAUAGAUUACCCACCUGUGGUUUGCUUCUAAUUUGACUUGCUUACCGAUGGUUUCAAUUUUGACACUUUACUCACCUGUGAUUCCCUCCGUUACUAAUCCGUAACCUACCUUUCCUUCGAUCGUUACUCUAACACAUAAUAUGUCAAAAACAAAAGCCCAAACAGAUCAAAACACUCCUCACUCCCAAAACUCACUCCCAUCCAACUUGCUCACCAAACUAAGAUCCUAGAUGCUACAAUGCAAUGCGCCUGAGAUUUCCCAUACUAUAGACCAAAAAGUCAAUUCCCUUUACACAAUUGAGCCUAAUCAGACACCUGCUUACUUAUUUUCAAUUUCCAUAGUUUUCUCAACAACUAAACGGAUAGCUAAUAAAUCAAUCCAGAAAUUGAAUUAAUAAAUAAAUAAAUGAAGAAAGAUCUAACCUUCCCAAAAAUUAUAAGCCAACAAUCCUUGGUCUUGUUGUGCUUUGACACAUCUUCAAAAACGUGAAUCUUUGGAUCUGAAGCCAUUUUUCACUGAUGCCAAUCAUAAAAACACCAAAACUUUAAAAACCCAGAAAAAUUUUAUAAGCCAAAACCCCAAAAAUUUACAUUUGGGAAGGAUCUAACAGGACCCAAUAAGAUUCCAAAUCACCAAACAAAAAAACACCCAAUACCCAUCAAUGUUUAUGCAGUAAAGGUGUAAAAUUUAUGUGUAUAUAUUCGAUACAAAGGAUCUAAAAUAGAGAUUCCGAAUCAAGAGAGAAAAAUAAGCAGAUCCACUCUUCUUUGCCACUUGCUUCAACUUGAAAGGGAGGUUGGGUUGUCUUUGGACUUGGGUUUAGCAUUUUGAUGAGUCACGACAAUGAAUGGGUAUGCUGGGAUUUUGUUGGGUAGAUUUGCCAUUUGGAGUUUGUUGGGUGGGCUUAUUGUUGUGUUCCGAUGAGUUAUGAAUACGAAGGAAAGGAUGGGUUGCUGAGACUUUUCUUAGGUGCUCAUGUUUUUUGAAUGGUUUUUACUGGGUUUUUGUUAUUUGUUGGUAUGAAUGGCUGGGUUUACUUCGAAUAUUUCUAUUUCAGGGAGCUAGUUAGACUGAAUUGGCUUUUUGGCUCAAGAGGCAAGUCGAUUUAUUGGUUUUGUCUGUAUGAUGGGUUUCUUAGUUUGAGGAAAUCUGGGUUUAUUUCUUAGUUUGAGGAGUUCUGGGUUUAUUUCUUAGUUUGAUCUUGUUUUCUUUUGCUUUUUUUG
Quercus lobata is the source of this 3097-nucleotide messenger RNA. RefSeq names its product abscisic stress-ripening protein 1-like. The transcript is spliced from 2 exons. Bases 433 to 768 code for a protein of 111 amino acids. The record is from RefSeq and is a predicted model, not a curated record. Lineage: Eukaryota; Viridiplantae; Streptophyta; Magnoliopsida; Fagales; Fagaceae.